AUGGCUUCUGCGUCAGGAGUCCGGAGCGAGGAGAACGUGCCGCCGGGUGGCGCUUUGGAUACCGCGCCUUUGACUCCCGCCCCAACGGAGCCUGCCGCCGCCUCCCGGCCUCCCCUCUGCGCUAUCCAGCCGCACGGGCAGCCCCGGCCGCUGCAGGCGAUGCCCAAGAAAGGUUUUGGGGUUAAGAAGGCAGCGAGCAAGGGCAAGAAGCCGACGACGGGGGAAAGUUCUGCGGAGGUCCCUCGUCCCAAAGUGCGAGAUGCCAUCUUGUUCUGGGAAGAGAAUUGCAAUCGUAAUGCGCAGAAUGUUUCGUCAGCACGGCUACAAGAUGAGUGUUCUGAGCUAAAAAGAACGCAAGCUUCACUUGAGAAAGCACUCAAUUUAAACGCAAUAUACCAACAGGAACUGGCAUCUCGCAGUUCUGUUGAACAAGACAAGGAUGAAACCCAUAGGCAGGUUGAGGAUGAAUUGGCUAAGCUAUGGGGUCUUUUCAUUGAUCUCAUGUAA
Molecule: messenger RNA, 507 nt
Organism: Miscanthus lutarioriparius
Lineage: Eukaryota; Viridiplantae; Streptophyta; Magnoliopsida; Poales; Poaceae
Source: the annotation of a GenBank genome assembly